CCGCUGCCGGCCCCGCUCGCCCCGAGCCGGCGCGGCGCCCGGAGGCGAGCGGCUGCCCGCGCUCGAUGCGCUCGGAGCUCGGCCGAGCGAGCGCUCGGGAGCGGCUGCGGCUGCCUGGCGGGCACCCGGCACGGCGCAGCCAUGUACGGGCUGGCGCGGGCCCUGCGGCGGGCGGCGGCCCCGGGGCGGCCCCCAGCGCCCCGGCGGGGGGGCGGCGGUGCCGGAGCGCGGCCCUGGGGCUGGGGGCUGGCGCUGGGGCUGGCGCUGGGAGUGAAGGCUGACGGCGGGCAGGCGGCGGAGGCGAGCGCGCUGCCGCCCCCUCGGGGCUUCGGCGCGGCCAUCGAGAGGAGCAGGGACCUGCUGCGGAGGAUUAAGGAUGAAGCAGGAAUCCCGGGUAUACUAGUCGGAGUUUCUGUAGAUGGAAAAGAGGUCUGGUCAGAAGGUUUGGGUUAUGCUGAUGUAGAGAAUCGUGUAGUAUGUAAACCAGAGACGAUCAUGCGAAUUGCUAGUAUUAGCAAGUGUCUUACAAUGAUGGCUGUUGCUAAAUUGUGGGAAGAGGGGAAACUGGAUUUAGAUGCCCCAGUGCAGAAGUAUGUCCCUGAAUUUCCAGAGAAAGUCUACGAGGGUGAAAAGGUUGCUAUUACUACAAGACUGUUAGUGUCACACUUGAGUGGGAUUCGUCACUAUGAAAAAGAUAUUACAAAAGUAAAGGAAGAAAAGGAAAAAGCAAACAGAGCAUUUAAACUAACAAAACCCAAUCGGGAUAAAGAACAAGAAGGCAAAGGGAUUGAGAAGGCUGAUCCUGUCAAGCCGAGGAAAGAACACGAAGGUGAAGUAAAAAGCCGAAAUUCAAAACCUGGCAGGAGAGACAAGGAAUUUGAGCAAGAAGAGUAUUAUUUGAAGGAAAAAUUUGAAAGUGUGAUUGAAUCGCUGAAGAUAUUUAAAAAUGAUCCUUUAUUCUUUAAACCAGGUAGUCAGUUCUUGUAUUCAACGUAUGGCUUUACUCUCUUAAGUGCUGUUGUGGAGAGAGUUUCAGGACAAAAAUUUACAGAUUAUAUGCUAAAAAUGUUCCGUGAUUUGGAUAUGCUAUCGACUGUACUAGAUGACAAUGAAGCAAUGAUAUAUAACAGAGCAAGGUGUUACGUUUACAACAAAAAGGGACGGCUGGUAAACGCACCGUAUGUGGACAACUCUUACAAGUGGGCUGGCGGUGGCUUUCUUUCGUCAGUAGGUGACCUUCUGAAAUUUGGAAAUGCCUUGUUGUACAGUUAUCAAGCUGGACAGUUUAAAAAAAAUAACUGCAAACUUCUUCCUGGGUACCUCAAACCAGACACAGUCGCAAUGAUGUGGACCCCAGUGCCAAAAACAGAAGUGUCGUGGGACAGGGAUGGUAAAUAUGCAAUGGCUUGGGCUGUAGUAGAGAAAAAACAACAAUGUGGCUGUUGCAGACAGCAGAGACACUAUGCAUCUCAUACGGGUGGUGCCGUGGGGGCAAGCAGUGUCCUCCUCAUUCUUCCUGAGGAGCUGGACUCUGAAGCUCUAGGUACUGGGCUAGUGACACCACCUAGAGGAGUCAUCGUUAGUAUUAUCUGUAAUAUGCAAUCGGUUUCCCUCAACAGCACUGCCUUAAAGAUUGCAAGGGAGUUUGAUAAAGAAAAAUGGGCCCAAUAUAUAGAUUAGAAAAAGAGGCACGUGUAACUGAACUCACUGUACUAAAACACAAAAAACAAAUAGAGACGGGUGUAAUUGGACUCCAAGUUCACCAAGAAUAUGUGAAGAAAAAGCCUCAAAAUUCACUUAAUUAACUUCUGCUAGUGGUGCUAAACUUAUGUGUAACUAGAAUUCAUCUCUCAGGGAAGUUCGUAAUUUACAGAACAGUAGAAUGUAACAGUUAAAUCUGACUUGCUGUAGUACCUGUGUAAAUGACCAUCGUAUUAACAGGUUUUUUGUCAUCCAGUCAAGCACGUGAGCAAGAUUGAAAAAAACCUAGCAUUGGUUUCUUGCACCAAGAAGUACAAGAACCAGUUACCUUAAAUGUUAAACUUUUGAAAAAUUUCACAUCUUGAUUUGAGCACACACAGACAAUUUGUUAUUCUCACAGUUCCAGUCUGCCAAAACUGUUCAGUAUCACAUGAUAAAGGAAAAUGGGUUUACUGUUGAUUUUUAUAUUUUCAUGUAGCGCUUUUCUUACUUGCUUAAAAAGCAAAAAAACCCCAACAAAACCCAAAUCUUGAAGCUACCUCCAGAGUGUGGAUUGAUACCAGAAGUACACUUUUGUCAGAGCUUGGAUUGUUAAGAAUUAGAAAAGAAUGAAGCUAGAGCAAUAUAAGUAAAAACCUUUUUGUCAUUUAGAUGUCCUCUCUUCUGUUUUUAUUGGACACAGAGAAUGUGUGAGACUCGUUUACUGUGAGGUGUGGGUAUUCUUUCCAUAGCCAGGUAUGCCCAAAUAGCACAACAUGUUGAGCUCUCGAAUGAUGCACGUGCUAAUUUCGGUAGCCAGAAAUGGCACUGUAUUCUGUAAUGUAGAUAUUCCUUUAGAUAUAGGAGUUAGGAACUCAAAUGACUCAAAAAAAAAAAAAAAAAAAAAAAUUCAAAGCCCAUGCUUGAAGCCUGCAGUAGAAGUCUUCACAGACUUUGAGAGUUUUGUUGGGUUUUUUUGAAAACCAUCCUUUUUUCCAUUGGGAGACCUGAGGUCAAACAAGAAAUUGUGAUGGAGCUCCAAAGAAGCAUUUUCUGAUUGUCAGUUUUACUAUAGGAAUAUAGUAACAUCUGAAUAUGUUAAUUUUAUGUAUUUCAUAAUGGCAUGGAAGGUCUCCAGGAUUUACCCCUAUCCCUCUUCCCCUGCAGUUACAUCAGACAGUAUUUCCAGGCUGAGAUAAACCGAAAUACCUUUCAGGAAAGGUUUGAACGCUUCUGUCCCUGCACUGUUCAGCAGCUCUGCUUCUUUGAAUUUAAGGAACAAGACGUGUUGGGUAACAGCUAGCAGAGGACAGCCUUACCUGCCUCGUUCCCAUGUUAGUGCUUUUGGCAUUAACUUUGUCAUCGUUACCUGCCCUGUGAUGAAACAGUGUGCUGUCAUCUCUGUUCCCAGUAUGCCUACGGUAACAUCUAUAACCUAAGACUGACAAAUCGGGAAAUUUAGUGUUUUGAGGUGUCAGUGUUUUCCCUACAUUUUUAAUUGAAGCUAGUAGGACUGGUUUAGUACUCUUCAUAAUUAUAAUCAUUCUGGUGCCUUAAAACACUAAAAGCUUACACCUAAACUAUUUAUUUGCUUUUUCAGCCCACUCACCAAAACUUCACUUUAUUUAUUCAGUAAUAACGGGUUGUCUUUUCUCAAUAAUACCAAAUCAGUAGAGACGACAGAGAGAACCUUUCUGAACAAACUUUCUUUUGGCCAGGCAAUAAAUUACCUACUCUUCCACUGAAGUCUUUGAUACUGUUGACAGUUCCAAUGCAGAAGUACUGGAGAUGAGCAUCUUCUACAAUAGCAACAUUUUUUUUCCCAGGUCUCGAGAGCAUCUACUAGCUGGGGAAACAUGCAGCAGUAGAAGUCAUUACCUGUUUUAUGCAGGGAACAUGAGUUAAGUAGUUAUGAGUUGUCUUCGUGUUGAGGAAGGCAUGAGUAGAAACAGACCAAAUACAAUGUUUUAAGUAUAGAAAAUUUGAAAAGUAUCGCUUACUUUAGGAUUUGCACCGUACAAGAAAAGUAUGUUUUACCUGUUUUGCAAAUGGUAUUUAUUGUUCUUUAAAACCAUUUUGCAUACUUGAGAGAAGACAUAUUUCACUCACUGAUGACUGUGUUUGGGUUUAGACAAAGAUUCAGAAUGUAGAAGGCAUAGGUUUACCAUUACGCUUGUGUUUGUAUGACCAGGUGCUAAUAAAUGUAAAAUAUUUGAAGAAUGUACUAAAGUGAGUAACAGUAAGAAGUGUUUAAGGCUUUUCUAACCCCAAGAUACCAACAACAGUAUCUCACUCCCCUCAUAGAAUAUGUUUAGCCACUAACAUUUUAUAUACAUACCAUGUUCUUUAAACUGUAUUUCCUUU
Messenger RNA from Falco peregrinus (peregrine falcon), 4044 nucleotides. It is a transcript of the gene LACTB, whose product is annotated as lactamase beta. The transcript has 6 exons. Bases 142 to 1680 code for a protein of 512 amino acids. The record is from RefSeq and is a predicted model, not a curated record. Lineage: Eukaryota; Metazoa; Chordata; Aves; Falconiformes; Falconidae.